Messenger RNA from Penaeus chinensis, 1659 nucleotides. RefSeq names its product C-type lectin domain family 4 member F-like. Lineage: Eukaryota; Metazoa; Arthropoda; Malacostraca; Decapoda; Penaeidae. The record is from RefSeq and is a predicted model, not a curated record.
GCCGCCGGGGCGAGACUAAAGAGAGAUGCCGGGAGAAGAAGCUUAACAUUAAAGACGGGAAUCUCGCGAAGGGGUUCCUCGACAUGCAAGAUUCCUCGCUCGCCCUACAGAUGGCGUUGUCCGAGUAUCAGCUGGAAAUGAAUCCUGGCAAAGAAGUGCGAGGCCUAAUCGCGAUGAUCGGCGCGGAGGGCGGGCGGCAGCAGCGACGCCUCAGGGCUUUAAGACAAGAACAAGAGGAACAAGAGGAAGACGACGAAGGACCGCCCGCGGGGUGCAAGGAGCCCUACUUCGCCGUGGGCAAGGAGUGCUUCUUCCUCGCCCAGGAGCAGAGGAAGAGCUGGCACGAUGCCCGCGACGCGUGCGAGGCGCUGGGCACGCACUUGGCACGCCCCAGAGAUGUGCGGAAGCUGGUCGCGGUGCUGCAGGACUUCCCCGGCAUGACCAACCGCGUGUGGAUCGGCGCCAGCGACGCGGCGCGGGAGGGCGCGUGGCGGUGGCUCUCCGGCGAGCCCCUGGACGUCCACGACUGGCGCCCCAAACAGCCCAGCAACAGGAGCGCGAGCGGCGAGGAGCAGGACUGCCUCUCGCUGGUGACCAAGAAGUAUCCCGCUUCCACCAUGGAUGACCAUUCGUGCGGGCAGAAGAAGGCCUACUUGUGCGAGAUGGAUUUGGAGUGUUAGUGGGGUGGGGGGAGGGGGGGGAGAAAGGCUAAAGGAAGUAGACAGGCAGAGAUAGAGAGAGAAAGAGAGAGAGAGCAACGCAGAUUUGCAAUGUGCAGUAGGCUAUUCCAAAUGGAGUAACAAAGACAAUCCUGAUAUUUGCAAAAAGAAUCAGAUUACAGGAUUCGAUUCUAAUUAUCAGCUUUUCGUCAGGAUGAGAGUAAUUAUGACCCGAAAUACUGCAUCACUGUGAAUAGUAAUGUUAAUUAAGUGCUCUGUCAAAGAACUCAAGCACUUGAUCAGCAUUACGGAGUCGCGUUUUAUUGUUCAAUCAAAAGUGUCACUUUAUAAAGAUUUCGUUUUCAAUUACCAUCAUUUGAAACUCUUUUUGAACAUGAUUUAAACUUGUGGUAAAUAUGGAAAGUGGAACAUAUUUAUAGAGAUCGAUUUUGACUCCGGAAUAUGUUAUUAUUUAUGUUUAUCUAUGCUGGCUGAUACCUUAAAACAUCACUUUUUUAUUUUCAAGAAGUAAUAUAUGAGUGUUUGGAGGGUCUUUAAAGGGCCAGAAAUCUAUUCUCUGAACAUUCCACUUGAAAAAGCGGCAGGUCUAUCUAUCAUUUCCUGGUUAAUAUUCUAUAGGAUGGGAGAUCAAAGGUCAUGGGUCAUGAAUUAUGAAUAAUAUGACUUUAUUUUAAAAAUGAAAUUCAUGAAAAUGUUCAAUACUUUACCAUUCGCAACAAGAAAAAGAAAAUCGAUAUUAAUGUAUAUCAAUAUUUAAACUCUUAUACAUCAUUUUAUAUUUGGUAUCCUUUAAUGUUCGAAAACUCUGACAACUCAGAGCUAUAUGAUGUUUAUGUAUCACAGAUAGGUUGCAUCAUAAGGACAAGAAUAUGUACAUAAAGAUAAACAAUGUCUGUAAUGAUAUGCAUUGCACGAAAAUGAUAUUUGUUUGUUUAACAAUAUUGUAUAUUUGAAAAUAAAUAAAGAAUAAAAAACGACA